Oryzias melastigma (Indian medaka) is the source of this 1652-nucleotide messenger RNA. It is a transcript of the gene shbg, whose product is annotated as sex hormone-binding globulin. The record is from RefSeq and is a predicted model, not a curated record. Gene Ontology annotation, molecular function: steroid binding. NCBI's taxonomy places the organism in Eukaryota, Metazoa, Chordata, Actinopteri, Beloniformes, Adrianichthyidae. The coding region runs from base 286 to 1443 and encodes 385 amino acids. The transcript has 8 exons.
CUCUUUCCACUAUAGUCCUCCCACCCUUUCUACAUUUUCACAAACAUCCCAUUAGUCACAGCCUUGAAGCACUUCCUCCCAGAGAUCAAUACCCUGCACUGACCAUCCUCUGUUUGCCCUCUGGACCCCGGGACAGCCGGCCAAAUCACACCUACGCUCCACACAAACACUGUGGCAGAAAGCCUUCGCCUCAUCCCGCCGCUGACGCCUGGGGAACGCUCGGACCACCCAACGGCUCUGGAGAGUGCACCCUGGGAGGCCUGGGGUGGGUGAAUGCACUGAAAGAUGGCAGUCUUUUGGAAAGCUGUAGCAGGUGGACUGCUGCUCACUGUCAGCCUGCUGGGGGGGCCAGCAGAGGGCCAGGGGAAUGAACGGGGUAAGAAACAAGUGUCAGGCAAUUCCGUCCUCUUCCUGAGUCAGGUCAGAGACCUCUGGAGGCCGUUGGUCCACACAGCAGUCAACCUCUCAGAAAUCAACAGCAUCAAGUCGUCCUUCCAGUUUCGGACAUAUGACCCCGAAGGUCUGAUUUUCUAUGGAGACACUAAAAACGGAGAGGACUGGUUCGUCCUGUCCCUGAUGAACGGCAUCCCCCUGAUGCAGAUCAGCAAAGAAGGCAUGCUGGUCAGCGUGGAGGGCGGGAUGAAGCUGAACGACGGGAAGUGGCACACGCUGGAAGUUAGCAACCAGGAGAAGUUUGUCAUUCUGGAGGUCGAUGGCUCAACCGGACUAAAGGUGGGGAUGCAGUCCCAGCAGACGGAGGAGGUCAUGUCAGGAGGACUUCGACUGGCCCUCGGUGGGAUCCUGAUCGAGAAGGAAAAGAUGAUCGUUCAGUUUAAGCCACAGAUGGACGCUUGUGUGCGGCACGGCAACUGGCUGAACAUCAGUGUCCCAUGGGAGGCGGAGGUGGAGGAGCUAUGGCCUUGCUAUGAAAAUAUUCGACCCGGCAGCUACUUCCCGGGCACAGGAUUCGCAGUUUUUAACACUUCAGUUUUUCAAACAGAUGAAGAUGGAGAGCUCAGAGUUGAGCUUUGGGCGGAUUUCCGUCAGAUGAAUGGAACCAUUCUGAGCAUAAAGCCUUCACAAAAAGAACUGGAGUUUAAGGUGGAAGCCAAUAAAAACACUGAGGAGGUCACAGUCAGUUUCAGGGAGCAGAAAGUUAUUUUGAAAAGCACUUUCAAGAAACUGCUAAUUAUGUUUGCGAGAGCUGAACUGAGAGUGGUUCAAGAUGGAGACGAAUCACAAAGCACAGCGUUAUCCGUCGACCCAGUGUUGACAACUUGGAGAGAUGGUCUUCUUGGGAUUGGUGGUCUGUUAGGUGAGGCUGAGGAUGGCUCCCACUUCUUGACAGGCUGUCUGGAAAAGAUCCAAGUCCAGGACAGGGAUUUGGAUCUGGAUUUAGCCGUCAAGCACACGUCCAUCUCCUCUCACAGCUGCCCCGCAUAAAACAACAAAAGCAUGCGCCGCAUGUCAGCACCAGCUGAUGCCUUUAUUCCUCUGCAAAUGUCUAAGCAGAAUGAUGGACCCGCUUUUGGACUGAAUAAAUAAAUCAGUAUAAGUCCAGACGCACAAAAUAAAAAUGAAGACAUGAAAGCCUGUCUGACAACUUUAUAAAGUAGUAACGAAAAGAUGUGAAUAAACAGAUGGAGAGGGGA